Messenger RNA from Planococcus citri (citrus mealybug), 4038 nucleotides. RefSeq names its product discoidin domain-containing receptor 2-like. The record is from RefSeq and is a predicted model, not a curated record. Lineage: Eukaryota; Metazoa; Arthropoda; Insecta; Hemiptera; Pseudococcidae. Gene Ontology annotation, biological process: positive regulation of neuron projection development; positive regulation of kinase activity; multicellular organism development. Gene Ontology annotation, cellular component: signaling receptor complex; plasma membrane. The transcript is spliced from 18 exons. Bases 434 to 3343 code for a protein of 969 amino acids. Gene Ontology annotation, molecular function: collagen binding; protein tyrosine kinase collagen receptor activity; ATP binding.
AAUUUUUUAUAAAAAGUGUGAUAGAGGGGAGAUAUGCCGGACCUGUAAGGGUUAUAUAGGAUUAAGUAUAUGUGUUGGUAACACUGAUCACGCGUCGCGACACAGGGCUACAAGCCCACGGAGCGGCGCUGCGGCCGAUUGUUAUAUUGUUGAGGUACGUAGUGAUCGGACGUGUCGACGCGAUAUAAUCUCGGUGGUGUAUUAUAGCCAUAAUUGGCAAGAAAGCGUAUAAUAUUAGUUUUAAUUAUUGUUUAAUUAGUUUAAGUGUAAGUAUCGUGUUGAUACAUAUAAACCUUCUAAAGGUAUUUAAUUGUGUUUGUUCUUUUACAUUAAUACAAAGUGUCUUACACGUGACUACAUUUUACUUAUUGUGUGAUAUAAUUGAUAUAGCCUUUGGCCGGGGCCCUACGUUUUCCUACCGCUGACGCCGGCCAUGCUGAUACCGAGUCCAAACAAGCAAAUCAAAUUUCUUCGCUGGAUUUAUAUUUUGCUGUUGUUGUUCGUACCGAUUGAGCACCAUAUGGCAAAUGCGUUUCACAUAAGGGAAUGCGAUGCUCCGUUAGGUAUGGAAUCUGGAGGAAUUCCAAGUAAUGCUAUAAAUGCUUCGUCAUCGUAUGUUCCAAAUGUGGGGCCGGAUUAUGGAAGAUUACGAGUGGAACGUGCUGGUGGAGCUUGGUGUCCAAAACAGCAGAUUGAAUCAGAUGUCCGGGAAUACUUAGAAAUCGAUCUAACAGUAGUUCACACGAUAACUGGUAUCCAAACUCAAGGCAGAUACGAUCAUGGACGCGGACAAGAGUACGCCGAGGAGUACUCGGUAGAAUACUGGAGACCGAGCUUAAACAAAUGGAAAAAGUACAAACGUUGGGAUGGCAAAGAGAUUAUCACCGGAAAUUAUGACACUUCUACUGUGGUCUCGCAUACGCUUAUGCCUCCUGUGUUUGCCAGUAUUAUACGAAUUGUACCGUAUAGUAUGCAUCGAAGAACUGUUUGCCUGAGGGUUGAGCUGAAAGGAUGUCCUUUACAGAGUGGCAUCCUCAGUUACCAAGUGCCAGAAGACGUAUAUUGGAAAGAGGGUAAAGACUUGAGCGACGUUUCGUACGAUGGUAACGUCACCAAUGGUUAUUUAGACAACGGAUUGGGUCGUUUAGUCGAUGGAAUCCUGGGCGGAGAUAAUUUCAAAAUUGAUAUAGGAUAUGGAACAGGAAGUGGAUGGGUAGGAUGGCGAAAUGAUUCGUUUCCCUCUUCCUACGUGGAAAUGGUUUUCGAAUUCGAUGUGGUCAGAAAUUUCAGCGCUGUGCUUUUUUUCGUGAAUAAUGCUUUUCGUAAAGAUGUACAGGUGUUUUCAAAAGCUCGUAUUUUAUUCAGCAUCGGUGGAGUACACUACAAUAGUCAUCCGGUGAUUUAUACCUAUAUGCCAGAUACAAUACUGGAGAAUGCCAGAAAUGUUACGAUUCAUUUGAAUCAUAAUAUCGGAAGAUUCGUAAAAGUCAGAUUAUACUUCGCUAAUAAAUGGAUAAUGCUUAGCGAAGUGAAUUUUGAAUCAGUGGUCGCCACAGGAAACCAUACCCCUGAAAUGAAACCAGAACCUAGUACGGAUGAAAUUUAUGUAGUAGCAGGUGGUGUCGUUGAUCCACCUUGGGAUCCACCUCAAACAAUAUCCGAUGCAGUUUCAGCUCAAAAAGAACGAACAGCCGGUGAUUACGUAGAAAUAGUGAUCGGCCUGUUGACUGCCUUAGUGCUGUUGCUAUUGGGUGUGUUCAUCGUAGUUGUAGUGUUGAACCAUCGCCAAAAAUUGGAGAAUUCUCCUGCUUCCAUUUUGAAAAAUCCGUUCGGUGUGGAUAGCAUGAAGUCGAAAUUUUUAUUGAAGCAGGAUUCUCUUUUGAAUAAAUCACCGACUACCAAUAACAACGUUAUUGUUAAUCCGACUCAUAUUUACGAGGAGAGACAUCAACAAAAAACUGAUUUAGAAACUGUGAUAGAACAAUUGACCGAAGAAAUCAACGAGGUGGAGAAAGGUAUUACAAAUACAUACUACGAUGCUGUUCCAAAACAGCCUGAUUUAUUAUUAUUGGAAAACCAUGACUCAGAUCCGAUCAAAUCACUAGUACGAGAUCGAGACAAUAUCGACUGUUACGAUAAUGAAAAUAUGAACGAAGAAGAAGAAUCAGACGAGGUAGACGAUGACCGAGAACAUCUUCGUAAAAAAGAUAAAUUCUCUCACUCGGCCAUUUAUAAGAGUUUGAGAAAAAUCAGCCCCGAGCCGGAGUCUCUUUCACCUCCUCCUCCGGUUCCUCAAUCGAAUAACGAAAUUAUCAUGCAACAAGACAAAUCGUCGUUAUUUUACGAUACUGCAUCUCGUAAACGAUACCACACAUCACCACAUGAUAAACACAGACUAACCGCUCCGACGGUUUCGUGGAAUAUUGCUCCGGGUACAGGAAUGCCUUAUAAAUGUCGAGAAGGCGAUAUUGUACCACUUCCUAGAUAUUUUUUCAAAGUUUGUAGCAAAUUUGGAUCUUGUCAUCUAGGCGAGAUCAUUUUAUGCGAAACAAACAACGUCGAGUUCUGUAACGGAGGUCGAAUAGCUGUGAAAACAUGUAAAGGUGAUAUGAUGAGAGAAAUCAGAUUACUCACCGCAUUACAAGACCAAAAUUUAGUGAGAGUAUUUGGCGUAUGUACGGCCGAACAGCCACCAUGGUUGAUAACCGAAUACCCCGCCGAAUACGGAGAUAUUUUGUUUUUGUUACAAAAUCGAACUAAUAUUAAGUAUAGCACAUUAAUAUUCAUGAGCACGCAGAUCGCAUCAGCGAUGAAAUAUUUAGAAUCAAAAAAUUUAGUCCAUAAAGACUUAGCAGCCAGAAAUUGCCUGGUUAGCAGAGGAUUCGUAGUAAAAGUAGCUGACGUAGCAAUUUGUAAUAACGCUUACCGAAGACAUUACGCCGAUAUGGGGAAUCGGCCCGCAGUUCCAGUGCGAUGGUUACCAUGGGAAUCGAUAUUAUUGGAACGAUAUCUGUGCAGUAGCACGGUGUGGUCAUUCGGAGUGACGUUGUGGGAGAUCUUAAAUUUGGCUCGUGAUGUACCGUAUCCUCAUUUAACCGAUGAACAAGUGAUACAAAACGCCGAAAAUUUAUAUUAUGGCGGUCAAUUACAGGUUGCAUUGUUACCAAAACCUUCGGUAUGCUCAUCAGAGAUAUACGAAUUAAUGUGCGAAUGCUGGGAACGCGAUUACAAUCAAAGGCCAACAUUCAAGAAACUGUAUUCGUUUUUAAAACGCAACAAUGUCGCCUACAGCUCCGACUUCGAUAAACAAUUAUACCCUCAACAUCCGCUCAAAGUUAAUUAAAUCUUUAAUCUCCAUUCCUAAUUUUUUUUUUUUUUUUUUGUUAAAUCUCGUAACAAAAUCGUAGGAAGGAACCCAAAUUCGUUAGUUUAAAAAGGGUAUAAGAUAAUUUUGUACAAUAUAUAAAACGUAACUCUUGUAUUUUUUUGCAAAAUUAUCAUCUCUCUCUUUCUCUCUCGUAUCUCGUGUAAUAAUGUACCUAUCUAACUAUGUAAGUGUUUGUAAAAUUGUAAUCUAUUUACCUACUCCUGUUUUUUCUUCGCCUAGAUUUUUUGUGAUAAUUUACCUACCUACCUAUCUACUUAAUUGAACACGAAUCUCUCACUUAAACCUACCAAUUCCGUUUUACGCAGUUACAUAUCCUGUCUAAUGUAUGUUAUUUUAUUGCAUACUAUAUCUAAAUGUUAUAUUUGUACGUAUUGAUGACCAGAGAAACAAACAUAUCAUUGCCAUAUCUUGAUGUAUGUGUAAUUUGAGAUACCCGUACACUCGACUCAGCAUAGGUCGAGAUAACAUGUAAGCUUUUCAAGUGGUACCAGAUCUGGAAACCUCUCGCUAUUCAGUUACCUACCUUCUCUAUUUAGCAUGAUUUUAUACAUAUAAAUACGUUGAAGCGCCGGCUUCGGAGCUUUUUAAUUGUGACAAUAUAACGUAUCCUUUUUCCUUUCCUUUCCUUUCCUUUUUUUUUUUUUUUUUUU